GAUGAGCGCGAUUUGGAAAACGGUGUUAGAGCUUUUUACUGGGGUAGAUGGAUGUCAAGAUGGAUUGGAGUAUGGCCGCUGGCACCAAAUUUUUACUUGUUUAACGUAACAUUCGCCUACUUCACUGCCGUCAUGCUACUGGAGUACGUAGAUCUCUUCUUCUGCUUACCCAACUUCGAGAAAGUCCUGGAUAACCUGACAGAAAAUUUGUCAUUUACAAUAAUCUACGUCCGCACAUUGAUGUUACGCGUACAUAACCAUAAACUAGGCUCAGCGAUCAGAGAAUGCUUGAAGGACUCGAAAGUCAGUGCCUUCAGAAAUUCGAAAGAGAUAGACAUGUUUGUGCAGUAUACCAAAGAAGGAAAAUUUUUCGCCAAGUUCGUCAUUGCUUUUGCAGCAAUGACUGAAACUUCGUGGUAUUUGAGGCCCAUAACCUCGCACACGGCCAUAAAAGUCAUACCUAACAAUGAAACGGAGAACAACAUGACGCUGAAGUUCAAUUUGCCAUUUCAUUUUUACGUUUUUUACGAGAUUAAUUCCGUGAAGACUUACUUCCUGACGUAUCUCUCACACGGUCCUUUUGUUCCUAUAAAUGGCUUCGGGACUGCUAGCGCAAAUUGUUUCCUCAUUGCGCUUUCCUUCCAUAUCAGCGGUCGGAUGGCUGUUUUAGCUGAAAGAAUAAAAGGAUUGAGAGAUAAUCCUGCAACUUAUAAAAAGGAAUUGAAGUUAAUUAUUGAUGAACAUAUAAGACUAUUGAAAAUGGGAGAAGAUGUAAAAGUUUCUUAUGCAGUUAACUUGUUGGUAUAUUUACUGAACGGAACAAUUCUUCUCUGUAUUAUUGGAUACCAAAUACUUUUGACUCUUACCAUAGGACCAAAAACCAACAUAAUGCCUCUAAUUGUUUACAUAAUGACCAUGUACAUGGUGAUAGCAAUUUUUUGCAUCCUCAGUGAAAAUUUGAUUGCUGAAUCUCAAAAAGUGUCCGAAGCGUUUUGGAUAUGCGGUUGGUACGACAUGCCUCCAGAUUGCAAAAGUGACAUUUAUUACUGCAUCGCAAGGGCCCAAAAACCAUUGGGACUCACUGCAGGGAAGUUUUUGACUUUUGGGUACGGAACAAUCACCGAUGUUACGCGAACUGCUGUUGGUUAUCUUUCGGUUCUGAGAAACUUUUUGCUGUUGGAAGAC
Messenger RNA from Cotesia congregata, 1185 nucleotides. The record is from the annotation of a GenBank genome assembly. Lineage: Eukaryota; Metazoa; Arthropoda; Insecta; Hymenoptera; Braconidae.